Diversispora eburnea is the source of this 459-nucleotide messenger RNA. NCBI's taxonomy places the organism in Eukaryota, Fungi, Glomeromycota, Glomeromycetes, Diversisporales, Diversisporaceae. The record is from the annotation of a GenBank genome assembly.
AUGGGAAAGAAUAGUUCUAUUGUUAUUCCUAUGGAUGGAUUUCAUUAUUCCAAAAAAGAAUUAACCAAUUUUUUGCUCCGUCUUCCAAUUAAUGAAGAUCUAACUAUCAAUGCACCAUCAUUUGAUCAUUCAAAGGGUGAUCCCGAACCAGAUGACAUAAAGGUUUUACCCAGUCAUAAAAUCAUAAUUAUCGAAGGUCUUUAUCUUCACUUAAAAACACCACCAAUGUGGAACCCAAUUGCAUCACAUAUGGAUGACACGUGGUUCAUUCAUGUGGAUCAAGAAAUUGCCAAAGAAAGAAUCAUUAAGAGACAUAUCAAAACCCCUGAAAAUGAGGAACAAGCAAUUUUUAGGAUUGAAAAUAAUGAUAUGAUCAAUGCAGAUUAUAUUUUAAAAAAUAGUUCACCUCCCACUAGAAUUAUAUAUAGUAUUGAUGAUGAAUCAAAUAUGAAAACAUGA